Molecule: messenger RNA, 387 nt
Organism: Penicillium hordei
Lineage: Eukaryota; Fungi; Ascomycota; Eurotiomycetes; Eurotiales; Aspergillaceae
Product: hotdog fold domain-containing protein
Exons: 1
Coding region: 1-387 (128 amino acids)
Source: RefSeq, a predicted model, not a curated record
AUGCGUUCACUAUUUGAAGGCUAUCGUCCAACAUUCAAGCCCCAUAGUUUGGGAUAUGAGGCAGAAUCCCUUCUACUCCUGACACCUUCCCAGCAGAUGUGCUACUACGACGGUAAAUUGUUCGGUGGAUACAUUGCCCUAUUGAUGGACCGAAUUCUCGCCGACUGUUGCAAACACAAACACGAACCAGCGUUCACUGCCUACCUAAACACAUCGUUCAUUCAUUCCGUCCCGCCGUCAGCGCCAAUGUUUCUCCGCGCAUGGCCAGAAAAGGUUGAAGGCCGCAAGGUAUUCCUGAAAGGAUCCGUACGAAUCCCCGGAAAAGCAGCCUACGACUGGGUUGAUGCUGUUCGGACAGACGCGCUCUUCAUCAGGCCCAAACCCUGA